Messenger RNA from Zeugodacus cucurbitae (melon fly), 1437 nucleotides. RefSeq names its product vitellogenin-3-like. The transcript has 3 exons. NCBI's taxonomy places the organism in Eukaryota, Metazoa, Arthropoda, Insecta, Diptera, Tephritidae. The record is from RefSeq and is a predicted model, not a curated record. Bases 26 to 1333 code for a protein of 435 amino acids. Gene Ontology annotation, molecular function: lipase activity.
ACAACCAAUUAAGAUAAGCGCAGUAAUGGGAGACCUUACAAAAGUAGUAAAACGUACUCAAAGCCGUUUGCGUAUAAAUAGCUCACUAUUGCACGCACAGUCACUUACUUCGGAUACGGUUCGCAAAUCAAUCCAAACAAAUAUAAAUCCAACAAAAAAGAUUGCUAUGAGAAUACUUAUAAUUUCACUUUGGUGCCUCGUCCAAACCAGCGCAGCACAGGAGGCAACACCAUUCGACUACCUGCAGUCGGCACAACAGAUAGCCGAAGGAUUGAUUGCGAGUGCGCCUGGACCUCUACGGCCCGACUACUUUUUCAGAGUAGUACAAAAUUUGGUCAAAGGUUUGCCCUCACAAAAGGCGAAUGCACUAACGAAUGCUAUUUGUGCCGCGGUUAUUGCCAGCGGAAGGAAUCAAACACCCGAUCGGUAUGCACCGAGGUUGGAAGAUAUUAAAUUUCAACUGCGUACUCCGUGCUAUAAGCGUGAAUAUCCGGUGGAGGAUCCUAGUGGGCUAGUAUUGGAUCCGGCUUUUGAUAUCAACAAACGAACCGUUCUUUUUGCUACCGGUUGGACAACUACCGUGAAUAAUGAACGUCAUGACUCUUUGUCUAAGGCAUACAAUUGUCGCGGUGACACCAAUUAUUUGGCGCUGGAUAUUGGCGACUACAUAAACACGCUUUACUCGUGGUCCGCACAAAACACCGACGUCCUCGGUAAAUAUGUGGCUGAAGACAUUCAACGUCUCUCUGAGUUCAUAGACGUCUCCAAACUGCAUCUAAUGGGUCACAGUUUGGGCGCUCAAAUAAUGGGCUCCGCGGCGCGUCACUAUCGCUUGUUGACGGGUCAAAAUUUACCCUACGUGACCGGUUUGGAUCCCGCUUUUCCAUGUUUCAACGAAGGUGAGACCCUAACCACCAUCUCAGCCAGCGACGCAGACUUCGUUGACAUCAUCCACACGAAUAUCGGCGUUAACGGCCAGUAUGCAGCAUACGGUCACGUUGAUUUCUACGUCGGUGGUAAAUUUCCUAUUCAGAAUGCCUGCAUAACGCAGCUAUGCUCACACGAAAUCGUUUGGGAGUACUACACAGAGUCGGUGUAUCCCAAUAACGAGCUCAAUUUUCUGGCAAGACGUUGCAACUCGCUCUUCAGCCUGCAGGAAGGUAGAUGUGAAGGUCUUGAGUCGCCUAUGGGUUAUGCUGUGCCACGUGACAUAAGUGGCCGAUAUAUGUUGGAUGCAAACUCUAAGAAACCAUAUGGCAAAAAUGCUACAUCGGACUAUACUGACCCUGAUACGUCGCCUUGUGGUGCCUGUGCUCGUAUCUUUAAUGAAUAAGGAAGUUCGUUCCAAUUAUACAUUUUGUAAUAAAAUCGUACUGAUUUAGUUUGUAUCUAGUAUGUUAUGUGGUCUUGGUUAAAAUAAAAAAUAUAUGGUUGUAC